AUGGCUUACAGGUCGCUUACUUCGGCCCAUCCCUUGGCCUUCAGCUAUCCAGGCGGCGCCUCUUCCAGCGAUGGACCAGCGAUCCUGUUGGAGCAGUCCCCGGCGCGGUCAAAGGCGCCGUCCGAUGGGCCCUCGGAGUUCUCGUCUUGGCAUGAUGAUGCCUCAUCAUCAUUGGCUCCAUCUGGAACUGCCAGAGAUGGUACCAUCACGGUCAAUCCCCUCAUCAUGCGUAUGGGGGAGCAUCUCAAGGGGAAGUUGCAAGGAAUGAUCCGACAACGUUUCGAAAAUUACUUGCACAUCAUCAAGACACUGCAGAACGACAUCGGAAAGCUGGCCGCUUUGACCUGUGAAUUGCGAAUGGCGGAUCAUCACGCCUCUGCGGCGGCAGGUGGAUCUCCUACUAUUCGCGUCUCCAUUUCCUGCAAUGAGGAUGGAACCUUUGUGGUGUACACCGUUCCAGACGCAGCUGGUGUGUUGGGCUCGCAGUGUGCCGGACUCGGUGUGGAAGGCGCCAUAGUUGACGCCCACCGAAACGCUGCAAAGCAGCAGCACGGGGGGCGCCCGGGCCAUAGCACGGGUUUCAACUGGGCAAUGCAGAGACCACACGGUGCCGGAGCGACCCCACCGGUGUUUUCCAGUUGGGGCGGACCUGCCUCCGAAAAUGAGUUCUGGAAGCAGGCUGAUGCGGCAGCAGCGCUUCACAAGGACCUGGUGCAGAAGCAUCGCCUGCGAAAUGCCACCAGCUGUAGAGAGAUGCUGGGCAUUGCUGGGCAGCUCAUGAAAUCCGUGGAGAUCUGGCGCGCCCUAGCGGGUUUCGAGGAGCUUCUGGAAGCCAUGGACCAUCGCUUCGCAGAGCUCUGGGAGGCCGAGAUGCACGAAGCCAACAGCGCCAACGAGAGAAGCGAUGGCAGCGAUGGCCACCAUGGGCACCGGCUCCUGUUGGAGUCCAUGCAGCAGCGGCUGUUGGAUCAGCAGACCUUGGCGCAGCGGCUGAGGGAAGAUCUCUCGGCGGCGAAGCUGGAAGAAGAACGGGCACAGGAAGCCGAAGUGAAACUGAUUGCCUCAGCCAAAGCCUUUGAGAUGGAAAUGCGCGAGUUGGCAGGCGUUUGUUGUUGGGGUCCUGUGUGCUGGCAGAAUCAAGUCACACCCAGAUGCCAUGGAAGAUUGGAAGGUUCGACCCCUGCCAGCAGCGAAGGGUCGCCUCCACAUUCCGCAGCAGCAGCGGACGGGCUGGCAGUGUUGCCCACACACAACGACAAGAGCGAUGAGUCUGGGGAUUUGCUGGGCCAGUGGGUGCACAAGGUAUGCGAGUUUGGUAUGAGCGGACGUUGUCACAGCCUUACCGCGCUCUUCCACUUCGGAUACACCACCUGGAAGCAGUUGAUGCAUGGUACGCAGAGCGCAUGGGGCAUGGAGUCGGUGGAGGAUGUGUCACCCGGUCAUAUCGCCGAGGAGGAGGAGAAACAAAUCCAGGAGGUGCCUAAAGAUGAAGCGAUGGCUUCCCACUCCGGCCCACAAAGAACUUUGCGCGAGCGGGUGAAAGGGACCUCGCGAGCGACAGCAAAGAUGGAAGGGCCAUCCAUGAAAGCCGCCGGGAAUCACGUGGCAGAGUCCAGGACUCUCUUGACCAAGCUUCACGAACUCCGGAGCAGCAAGACGCACGCUAUCACCGAGAGUAUCAAAAAGAAGGUCGAGAGCCAAUUGGCAGCUCCAUCGAGCCCUUGCUUGUCAACAGCGACUCAUGAUUCCGGUGUGAAUUCUCACGAAUCCACGCGCAGUCUGACUCCACGUGAAGUAACUCCUGAGACAUCACCUUCUGAGGCGACCACCGCUGCCACACCUCAGACCUGGCGCACGGACAAGGAGAUUAGUGGCGUGACAUCCAACAAGGAGAGGGAUCUCCAGCCCUGGGUCGAACCUGGCGGUUGCUCAGGGACUUUGGAGGAGUUAUCAUCUUCGAACAGAGGCGAGUGGGACCAGUUCAAGGCGAAUGCAGAGCUCUUCGGGUAUGUUUCGACAUUCAAGGACGACCUCUCCCAGUACUCCACAACCAUCGACAUGGCCAAGCUCCCAGAGAAGCAACGAAAGAAGGCCGAGCGCGUGGCGAAGGAGAUUGAACUGCGCCAGUGCUGCCGAGGUGCAGCAGAUGAGGAGCCCUUGGACGCGGUGGAUGAAGAAGACUUGUUCUCCGCCGUGCAGCGCGAUGACAAGAGCAAGGCACCAAAAGAUCAGGAACUCCAUGCCGUCUCAGGCUCCUUCUUCCAUGUGGACGGGGUGGGGUUGGUAGACGAGAACGUGGUCCGCUCCCACCCGUGGAUGCUGAACAACUCCAGCUUGCAGAGUGCUGUCCCCACCCCUGGCGCUAACUUCCUCAGCACCCAGCCCCAGACCGGUGGCGGGCCAGCUGUGCCAGGGCUGGUACUCAGCACCAACCCAGUCGCAGGUGGAGGUGGUGGACCAGAUGCCACACUGAACCCUUGCACCACACCGUGGCAGAUGCCUUCCAUUUCUCCAGGGAUGCCAGUCGUACUUGAGGGCCUGACCAACGCACCCCAUUUCAAUGGCCUCUCAGCCAUGGUGGAAUCAUUUGAUGUAGAGACCAACCGCUACAACGUGCAGUUGCCUAUCUUGGACAUUUCGGGAGCCUGCCAAGUAGCAAAGAUCCGUCCUGAGAACUUGCGCAUUGAUUACCGGCCGUUUGGAAACUGCCAGUGA
This is a messenger RNA of Cladocopium goreaui, 2715 nucleotides long. The record is from the annotation of a GenBank genome assembly. NCBI's taxonomy places the organism in Eukaryota, Dinophyceae, Suessiales, Symbiodiniaceae.